GUGCUGGGAUUGUUUUACUUGAGUGUAUUCAUCAAACUGUGUUCAGACAAUGCUGAUUAGGUUCACAUAUCCAUUGCAUGGAAGGAAAUUGCAUAACGACAGUAACAUUCGAGUCAAGGUGUUUGGCCUGCUUGGAUGAGAGCAAUGGUAGCUGCUAGUAAACACGUUAGUUUCGACGAACUCUGCUCAGGACUUGGCUGUAAAGAUGUAUAUCACCCACGGACCCCAAGUUGUCUUGCAUCGGUGUGGGACAUGAAUCAGCGCAGUAUGAAAGGAUGCAUACAGUUGUUUGCUUCAGUGUAUGCGCUGCAGUUGAUACUGCACAGGCGUAAAAUUAACCGCGAAUAUUUGAAACACCAUGCGAAGAAUUACGCCCGCACCGUCUUAGCGGGAAAUUUAGCAAGCACCUUCUCGGUAAUCUUCUGUUGCACCUCAAGGAGACUGCUCGGCGGAUUUUAUCGCUAUACAGUACUGUUUCUGCCUACAAUGUUGAGUGCUUUUGCUGUAGUCUUGGAGCGACGGGAGAAAAAAGAAAUUUAUUUAUGUUCAUUAAUUACCAUGACUGUGGAGUAUGUGAUCCGCCAUCUUGCGCGAACCGGCAGGUUGCAGUUGACGAAACUAAGGAUGUGUGCUUCGUUUAUGCUUCUCAAUACUGCUGCGAUGUACCUCAUGCGAUGUAACAGCAUUGAAAUGUUGAGUGGCAUCAAUUACUGGCCCUUCAUUCCACCACGUGUAGAGAAGCGGUCCUGUAAGAGAAGAGAAGACAGUGAUCAGACCGAUUGCAAAACUUCCGUUUGUAAUCACAGUGGAUCUUGUUGGAGGCACGUUUUCCAGGAAGCCACCAAAUACCUACUUUUGGGAAUGGCCGUGCAAAUGCUGCGUGUCUUGUUGCCCCAGUUUCGAAGAGUGGUCGUCCAUCCGGCUGAACAACUUCAAAAUCUCUGCGUGCUAAAGAACUUCUCCCUCGCCAUGUUCUUCGGCAGCUACGUCGGAAUAUAUCACGCUGUUGUCUGCCUACUGUCCCAGCUCCGUGGUCAAGACUCGGAGGUUCAUGCAGUGCCAGCUGGCUUUCUUGCAGGGUCUGCCUUCUGGUUCUAUCCCAAGUUGACCACAUUACUCAUGGUCGGCACUACAGUCUUCCAGCAGCUGACAAAGCGCGGGCAAGCCCUCGGCGUUGUGCCCCGCUCAGACUUCCUUAUGAACUGCAUAUUCGCAUUUUUUCUCGGGGCUAUGUUUCAUUGCCGAAUAGUGGACCAGGAAAUAUGUCACCCCGUCUUCGUCAGCAUGAUGAAUGCGAUUUCUGGUGGCCGAGAUGAAGAAUGUCGAGCUGUUUACUUGAGACUUCGAGACAACUAUCAAAAGCGUUAAUUUUCUGUGAAAGAAUUUGGUGUGGUCUUAUAAGACGUAACAAAUUGUCGGAUCCAAAAACAGAUGACUGUGCGCGUUCAAGAAGUCAAGCCAAAAUGAGAUCUAAAAUGUUCUAUAAAUGUUUUUCUUCCUCUGUAAUUUAUUGUUACAUAGAGAGAUGAGUGUCAGGAAGUUGAAGGAAACUGCAUAAUGAGGAGCUUCAUAACUUGUACGUUUCUCCAAGUAGAACUGGAAUCAUCAAGUCAAGGAG
Molecule: messenger RNA, 1618 nt
Organism: Cryptotermes secundus
Lineage: Eukaryota; Metazoa; Arthropoda; Insecta; Blattodea; Kalotermitidae
Product: transmembrane protein 135-like
Exons: 8
Coding region: 136-1368 (410 amino acids)
Source: RefSeq, a predicted model, not a curated record